AUGGAGACAACAGACCCCUUCCUCCAAGUCCAAGCGGACGUCAUCUCGACCCUCCAGUCCAGUCGACCACUAUUCUCCUCGUACCUCCGCAUCCGCUCGCUCGCAAAAUCACCAACCAACCCCGAACUCAAACAAGCCCGGUCAGAGCUCGAAAGCACCCUCACAGAACUAACCGCCGACCUCGAUGACCUGGUCGAGUCCGUCCGCGCAAUCGAGCAAGACCCCUACCGGUUCGGCCUCGAGCUAGACGAAGUCCAGCGGCGGCGCAAACUAGUCGAGGAUGUGGGCGCCGAAAUCGAACAGAUGCACACCGAGCUGGCGCAGGCUGUGUCCGCGGCACCGGCAGAGAUGCCCAAUCCGACCGAGUUCGAGGCCGCACUGGACGAGGAAGAGGGCGGUGGCCGCGGCGGGGAGGAUUACUAUGCGUCGCUGGAGCAGCAGCGGCAGUCGGAGAUUAUGCAUGAACAGGAUGAGCAGCUGGAUGGGGUGUUUCGGACCGUUGGGAACUUGAGGCAGCAGGCGAGUGAUAUGGGGCGGGAAUUAGAAGAUCAGGCUGUUAUGAUCGACGAGGUCGAUACACUUGCGGAUCGAGUGGGAGGAAAGUUGAGUAAUGGGAUGGCGCGGAUUCGGCAUAUCGUGCGCAAGAAUGAGGGUAAGGAACAUUCUCACGCUCACGCUCACACUCAGACGUACGCUGUCUACAACGCCUGUUACGGUCAUGCUAGUGGCCUACGCUGGGUAGUGCGGCAGUGUUGCGGUAACAAAGGGGAAUCACAAAUUCAGAAGCUAACUUUUUCAUCUCCUCUCCCUUAG
This is a messenger RNA of Penicillium canariense, 813 nucleotides long. RefSeq names its product SNARE domain protein. The record is from RefSeq and is a predicted model, not a curated record. The transcript is spliced from 2 exons. The coding region runs from base 1 to 813 and encodes 270 amino acids. Gene Ontology annotation, cellular component: membrane. Gene Ontology annotation, biological process: Golgi vesicle transport. NCBI's taxonomy places the organism in Eukaryota, Fungi, Ascomycota, Eurotiomycetes, Eurotiales, Aspergillaceae.